GCUCUCUCUAGCUCAAAGCAUCGGCCGUUCUACAGCCGUCUUAAAAGGAAUCUUGUAACAUGGAGCACCAAACCCCCUCAGUAGAUUUUAACCUUUCCUGGACCACAAAUUAAUUUUGAGUUUCUCUUUGUGUCCAGGUGGGAGAUGGAUUGAUUAUUAUUUUUUAAUAGACUGGGACCUGUAUUUGCCUGCUUCUGGAAACGUUUUUUAACUUUUGUAUUUUUAUAUCUAAAAAGUACCUAGAAGAAAGAGAUGACAUUGUUUAAGUGAAUUCUACUCUUCUUUUUUAACUGUGCUGUUUACACCUCCUGUAUACUCUUUAAGUUUACGUGGAGAGUAAGAUUCAGGGUAUGCAUUUUUAAAAACAUUAGCAGUUCACAGAGAAAUGAAUUUUGAAACGUUCUUCUCCAGCUGUGUGACUUCAACUGUGUAGCAAAGUGUGGACAUUAACCACAAGGAUGUACAAGCCGUGGACAACUGUAAACAUAUUUAUAGUGUCUUUUCUACAUCUGCUGCAAGGUUCUGAACAUGGAUCUGUAAAGAGGACGUCACUUUCUGCCCUGGCGUGGUCAGAGCAGCAGAUCAGGAAAGCUGCUAGCCUGGAAGAACUUCUUCGCAUCACCCACUCUGAGGACUGGAAGCUCUGGAAGUGCCGGCUAAAGCUCAAGGGCAUGGCCACUAUGGAUUCCAGAUCAGCCUCGCAUCGCUCCACGAGAUUUGCCGCUGCUUUCUAUGAUAUUGAGAUACUGAAAGUCAUAGAUGAGGAGUGGCAAAGGACUCAGUGCGUGCCAAGGGAGACCUGCGUGGAAGUUGCCAAAGAGCUGGGCACGGCCACCAAUAAGUUCUUCAAGCCUCCUUGUGUGAAUGUCUAUAGAUGCGGAGGCUGCUGCAAUGAAGAGAGCCUAAGCUGCGUGAACACCAGCACAUCUUACAUAUCCAAAACGCUCUUUGAGAUUUCAGUUCCUUUAACAAAUGUGCCAGAUCCGAUUCAAGUCAAAAUUGCAAACCACACCGGUUGCAAGUGCUUAACAAAUGCUCAGCGCCCAUCGUACGCCAUCAUACGACGAUCUGUUCAAUAUCCAGAAGAGGAUAGUUGUCCCCAAAUAAACAAACUGUGUCAUAGUGGCUGGAUGUGGGACAGUGAUAAAUGUGAAUGUGUUGUAGACAAAGAUCGUCCUGGCAGAAGGGAAGGGCUCCCUCCACUUGCUGAACUUGCGAUGUGUGCACCAAAUAUGAACUUUGAUGAGGAAAAUUGCGAGUGCAUCUGUAAAUGGAAGUGCACUGGCAAUUUAUUUCAGAACAAAGAGAACUGCAGCUGUUACUUGUGUACGGAGAACCAAGACAGCUGCCUUCAGAAACACAAGGAGUUUAAUGCAGAAACAUGCAGCUGUGAAGACAAAUGUCCAUUCCAAGCCAGAAUGUGCCCAACUGCUCGGCCGGCAUGCUCGAGGCACUGUUGCCGCCCGAGAGGGGGAUGAAGUCCUCACGGGUCCCAAAGCAGAGAAACACCAUGACGGAGCUUUUGUUAUCUCCUGUACUACCACUGCCACACAGCUUUGCAAAGUAGCUGCCCGCCAUCGACUGUUAAAACAAUAAUAAUCAUGGAUACGGGUGGCUUUACUGCUAAAAAAUAUAAUUAAAAUCCAGUCUGUCUUCGUUAUUAAGACAACGAAUGGAUCUACAAGGACAUUGCCACCUGACCGCUGAUAUAUGCUACAACAGACUUUAUCCUUGUUCUGUAAUGGACUACCAGAAAGACCUACGGUACGUUCAUUGAUGUUGUAUGAAAAAAGAAAGUGGCAUGUAGAAGCAAUGGGGAUAUCUUUACCGAGCAACUUUGAAAUGCAGAGAAUAGUUCUAUGCUUUCAACCUUCUUAUUGUUCAUAUUUGUUUUUAGACCAACUUUUUCAGACCUUCUAAAAUUUGGUUCCCUAAUGCGUUCAGCGCUGAAUGAUUCGAUAUACUGUCUGUCUGUGUUUUAUUAUUUGGGUUUAUCCUAGAACUACUGUCUGAUGUGCCAUAUUUAAAAUGUAUAUAGAAAAAUAAAGGCACCAGUUAUUAAUUAAAA
This is a messenger RNA of Zootoca vivipara (common lizard), 2068 nucleotides long. RefSeq names its product vascular endothelial growth factor D (gene VEGFD). The record is from RefSeq and is a predicted model, not a curated record. NCBI's taxonomy places the organism in Eukaryota, Metazoa, Chordata, Lepidosauria, Squamata, Lacertidae. Gene Ontology annotation, cellular component: membrane. Gene Ontology annotation, molecular function: growth factor activity; chemoattractant activity; vascular endothelial growth factor receptor binding. Gene Ontology annotation, biological process: response to hypoxia; positive regulation of protein phosphorylation; induction of positive chemotaxis.